AUGGUCAAGGAGAGCAAGCAAAGCCAAUUCAACCCCUAUCAAAACAAUGGCGGCACAGUUGCAGCAGUAGCCCUUGGAGGUCGCGUCGCAGUUGGUGGUGACACGAGGAUUUCAGUAGGAUACAACAUCAUAAGCCGAAAUUACUGCAAAAUCACACAGCUGACAUCAAAAGCCGUGAUAGCAUCAUCAGGAAUGGUCACCGAUGCCCAAAACCUCCAUAAAUUGCUUUUAGCAAGAAUAACUCUCUAUAAGCAUCAGCACGGAACAGAACCGUCCCUCAAGGCCUUAUCCAAACUUCUCUCCAUAACUCUUUACUCGCGCCGAUUCUUUCCUUUUUACACUUUCAAUUUGCUUGCAGGACUUAACGAAGAAGGUCAAGGAGCAGUCUACGGGUACGAUGCAAUUGGAAGCUUUGACGAGCUGAAGUACGGUGUCCAAGGAACUGGUCAGGAGCUCUGUAUGUCUGUUCUCGACAACCAAUGUAAGGGUGCUAAUAGAACAGAUGACUAUACUUUUACCCAAGACCCUGUGGAGCUUAUAAGAGAUGUCUUUACUUCUUGUGCAGAGCGCGAUAUUUAUACAGGAGACGCAGUCACCGUUUGGGACAUUACAGCUGAGGGGAUUCAGCAGACAUCAAUACCACUCAGAAGAGAUUAA
Messenger RNA from Blepharisma stoltei, 657 nucleotides. The record is from the annotation of a GenBank genome assembly. NCBI's taxonomy places the organism in Eukaryota, Ciliophora, Heterotrichea, Heterotrichida, Blepharismidae.